AUGGAUUUUAAUUCCAUAGAAGAAGUUGAUGGCGUCCGUUUCUCGUGGAAUUCUUGGCCAAACACAAAGGCAGAGGCUGCCAAGCUGGUGGUUCCGAUUGGAUGUAUAUUUACGCCCCUGAAAGAAUCUACAGCUGUCAACGAGGACGGUACUUCAGGCGGCCCUCUGCCUCAUACGCUUCUACCUUACGAGCCGGUGGUUUGUAAGUCUCCUUGUCGAGCAAUUUUGAAUCCAUAUUGUCAAGUGGAUUAUAGAGCUAAAUUGUGGAUUUGCCCAAUUUGCUUGCAAAGAAAUACUUUCCCACCCCAUUAUGCAGGUAUCUCUGAAAAUUCCGUGCCAAUGGAGUUGCAGCCACAAUCGACAAGCAUUGAAUAUAUAAUCCCAAAACCCCUUCCAAUUCCGCCUGUUUUCCUUUUUGUCAUUGAUACCUGCUUGGAUUUGGAGGGGAUUGUUGGGCUCAAGGAGGCUUUAUUGAGGGCGAUCACCUUUAUACCCUCAGAGUCCUUGGUAUACAUCCAUGAGCUUAGUGCAAUUGAAUUGCCCAAAAGCUAUGUCUUCAAGGGAACAAAGGAAUAUCCCACCAAACAGUUGCAAGAAAUGCUCUCCUUGUCAUCCAUAAGCGCAUCUCAAUAUCAAAACCAGCAAUCGGCUAUUGGAAUUAAACAACAGUCUCCUGUAAGCCAGUCGAGAUUUUUGGUCCCUAUAAAAUCUUGCAUCAACCAGCUUAGCAUGCUUAUCAAAAAUCUCAAAAAGGAUCCUUGGCCUGUGGAGUCUGAUAAGCGCCCGCUAAGAUCCACAGGAUGUGCUCUUUCGGUUGCCGUUAGCUUAUUGGAGGUUGUGGCUUCUUGCCUUACGUAUAGUCUGUUGUGCCUGCUACUGGGGCGCGAAUUUUAUUUUUCACGGGAGGCCCAUGCACCUCUGGUCCCGUUUUAUGAUUCGCUUACAACGCGCUUAACUGGAUUUGGCCACACUGUAGAUAUUUUUGGCGGUUGUUAUGACCAAAUCGGCCUUUAUGAGUUGAAAAACCUUGCAAACUUUUCCGGAGGCACAAUUGUAGUUUCAGACUCUUUUUGCUCGGCCAUUUUUAAGCAAUCUCUUUAUAGGCUUUUUGAAAGGGAUUCUUCUAAUCAGUUUCUGAAAAUGGCAUUUAAUGCGUCCAUGGAAAUCUUCAUGUCCAAGGAGCUAAAGGUCUGUGGCCUUAUUGGUCCUGCUGUAUCUUUACAAAAAAAAGGAACCAAUGUUUCUGAAAUUGAGCCUUCUGCAAGUGGAUCUCGCGGCUACGUUCAAUUUGCAACCCUUUUUCAGCAUUCAAGUGGCCAGAUUCGCCUUUCAGUGACCACUAUUUGUCGAACAAUUGUUGAACCGAUGAAUCCUUAUAUUAAAGCAUGCUUUGACCAAGAAGCUGCGGCUGUAUUGAUGGCUAAACUUGCUGUUUUCAAGUCCGAAAAUGACGGGGAUGGCCAGGACGUUCUUCGCUGGCUAGACCGGAUGCUUAUCCGUUUGUGCCAGCGAGUAGCCAACUUUAGAAGAGAUGAUCCCAAUUCGUUCUCCCUGGACACACAAUUCAACAUUUAUCCCCAGUUUAUGUUCCAUCUGAGACGAUCUCCAUUUCUGCAAGUUUUCAAUGACAGUCCAGAUGAGAGUGCCUAUGUGAGACACUCCCUUUUGAGGGAGGAUACAACCAAUUCUCUUACUAUGAUUCAGCCCACUCUUGUUAGCUAUUCUUUAGGCGCUCCACCGACCCCUGCCCUGCUUGAUUCUGUAUCCCUCAAUCCGGAUGUCAUUUUAUUAUUGGACUCGUACUUUCACAUUGUCAUAUAUUAUGGCGAAAAUGUCGCUGCAUGGAUUAAAGAGGGAUACCCGGAGCAGCCCGAAUAUGCCCACUUGAAGGCUUUUAUUGAAGCUCCAAAGGUGGAAUCAAUCGAGCUCCUCAAGACCCGAUUCCCGGUGCCCAGAUAUGUAGUGACAAGCCACGGAGAGUCUCAGGGAAGGUUUUUGCUGAGCAAAUUGAACCCAUCGACCACGUAUUCUGGAGGUUCUUCUUCUUCGGGGCUUAGCGGCUUUUCUGGCGCAUCUGGACCAUUCAACCCCCACCAGUAUCAUUCACAACAAUCGCAUCCAUAUGGCAGCUAUGGGCAAGCCCAGAACCCGCAAAUCGCAUCGCCUGCAAUUUUUACUGACGACGUAUCUUUACAAGUAUUUGUUGACCAUUUGAAAAAACUCGCUGUUGGUUCAGCAUCUGUAUGA
This is a messenger RNA of Mitosporidium daphniae, 2247 nucleotides long. RefSeq names its product protein transporter Sec23. The transcript is spliced from 4 exons. Gene Ontology annotation, biological process: intracellular protein transport; endoplasmic reticulum to Golgi vesicle-mediated transport; COPII-coated vesicle cargo loading. The record is from RefSeq and is a predicted model, not a curated record. NCBI's taxonomy places the organism in Eukaryota, Fungi, Microsporidia. Gene Ontology annotation, cellular component: endoplasmic reticulum exit site; COPII vesicle coat. The coding region runs from base 1 to 2247 and encodes 748 amino acids. Gene Ontology annotation, molecular function: GTPase activator activity; zinc ion binding.